CGCUGGUUCCUGGAUGCCGUCUCCUGGGCCUUGGGUUCAAAGUUGCCCUGAUGAGUGCACAAGUGUGUGGCUCGUGGGCUGUGAGUGUGGGUCUUUGUUCCGUGCCCCCCACCCCUCCUCCGUCACACGGCUGGAGACCGCCAGGCCAGGGGAUGUGCAUGAGGGAGUCCACGGGGUCUUCUGUCCCCGGAGCCUGUCUUUGGAGGCUGGGGGGGUGGCGCCCCGUGCAGGAGGAGGCCGCAGGACCUCACUGGGCCGCCCGCCCGCGUGGUCCUUCUGCGCCACCUGGCGUCGGAUGUGGGCAGGUCCACUCCCGCAAGCCCCCGUCCUCCGGAGCAGGAGCUGCCCAGCUCACAUUCGCAGGGCUGUGUGGGGCUCUCGCGGCACCCGGCCCUCCCCGCGCUCCUCCGUCGGCCGGGAUCCCCGCACGCACCGCACGCCCCCCGCCGAGCCUGCCUUCCCAGCGAUUUCUGGGGGUGGGUGAGGGAGGGACGCGGCCAGGAUUAGCGCCGACAAUGAGCGGAAGGUCUGGCCGAGCGGAGGCGAAAGCCGUGUCGGGCGGCGGCGGCGGCCGCGACCGCGUGUCGGUGCAGGAAGGACCCUCGGGGGGCCGGGAGGCCGGUGGGAGCGGACCCCGGCGACGAGGGCGGCGUCCGUGCAGGAGGCUGCGGAACCAGGCUGGCCAGUUCGUCUCCGUGGUGACCGUCUUCGAGGCACAGGGAACGCCCUCGGGGGGCCAGGAUGCCAGCGGACCCAGCACCCGCCGGCGAGGGCGGCCGCCGCGGAAGCACCGCAGGAAGAAAGUGGCCAUUGCCACGGAGGUGACCCUCUUUGAGAUGGUCGCCCUGGGGAAGAACUCCGUGCAGCAGACGGCUGUCGAGGAGUGGGUGCGGUCCUACAAGGAGGACCGGGAGCUGGCCUUGCUGGACCUCAUCAGCUUCUUUGUCCAGUGCUGUGGCUGUGAAGGGAUGGUGACGGCCGAGUUGUACCAGAGCAACGAAGGCAAGAACGUGGUGCACAAAAUGACAGAGAAGUUUGACCAGGAGACCGGGCUGUAUUACAAGAAGUUUCUGGCGUACCCCUGGAUCCUGACCAUCAUGUGGCCCGAGAAACUGCAAAGCGACUUUUACCCCAUCGUGGGGCCGGGGCCCUUCUGGAAGAGGUUUCGGGUGAACUUCUGCGAGUUCACGGAGCUGCUGGUGCACCAGACGCACUCCUCGGUGCUGUGUGAUGGUCACCUCAUGGACACGGUGAUCGGCAUGCUCAGUGGCCUCACAAACUCGGCCGUGUACAGCCUGCGGCACACCAGCUCCCUGGCCGCCAUGAAGCUGCUGACGGCGCUGGCCAGCGUGAACCAGGGCAUCUGCACGGGCAGGCGCACGGCCCAGCGGCUGUACGAGAUCGAGAGCAUCACCAAGCUCAAGGGGAGGCACAAGUACUACAUGGAGCUGCUGGACCAGCGCAGGCACCAGUUCCAGAACAAGCCCGUGGCCAUCGACAACAUCAUCUGUGCGCUCUUCAAAAGGACGUUUGUGCCCCGCUACCGUGACAUCAGCUCGGACAUCCGUGUGAUCUGCAUGGGGGAGCUGGGUUGCUGGGUCAGGCUGUACCCAGACCUGUUCCUGGACAACAACUACUUGAAGUACAUCGGCUGGAUGCUGUACGACAAGGACGCGAGCGUGCGGAUGAAGUGCAUCCUGGCCCUGAAGGCGCUCUACGAGAAGAGGGAGUCGGCCAUGAAGCUGGGCCUUUUCUUCUACAAGUUCAAGAAACGGAUCCUGUCGAUGACGCAGGACAGGCAGCCGGAAAUCACAUCCGAGUGCAUGCAGCUGCUGAGGCUCAUAUCCGAGCACUACGUGGGCGUGUUCUCCGCCAUGGAGUACGUCUUCCUCUUCCAGUUUGUGUACGCGGCCUACAGGCCCAUGGCCACCGCCGCGGGCGAACUCAUCUGUAAGAGGCUCCUGGCCCCUCCACCCCACGAAGGUUUCUUUGCUCAAGAGCCCCCGGACGAGUUCGAUAGAAAUCUCCAGAACAUGAAGGCGCUCAUCGACUUCUACCUGCAGGGCGAGUUCCACAGACACGUCCCGUACCUGGUGGACGGCCUGUGGGAGGCAGCGCCCGCCCUGGUCCGGAACUGGGAGUGCAUGACGGCCCUGCUGCUGGAGCCCCGCGGCGGGCGCCAAGCCCUGACAAGCCAGCAGGAAAGAGUGCUCAUUGAGAUCCUCGUGGCCGCUGUGAGACAAGCUGCGGAGGGGCGCCCACCUGCCGGCCGGCGCCUGGGCAAGAAAGCCACCCGGGAGGUGGACGGGACCCGCCGCUGGCGUGAGCACGCCAACAUGAGCCGACACUUGGCCAAGGUGCUGCCCCGGCUGCUCUCCAAGUUUGCAGCGGACAAAGAGAAGGUGACCCCCCUCCUGCAGAUCCCACAGUAUUGCAACCUGGACGUGUACGACACGGACGGCCUGGGCUCGUACCUGGACGCGGCGCUGCUGGAGCUGGACUGCCUGGUGCAGCGGCACUCGGACGUGGCGGUGCUGGAGGCCUGCGCCCGCGCCUACGGCACGUACUGCGAUGAGGGGCGCUCCGCGCACGGCCAGGCCGCCCCCGCCUGCAGCCGGCUGGUGGACAUGCUGGUGGACGCGCUCACCCCGCUGCUGGACGUGUUCAUCCAACACGAGAAGCAGGGCCUGUUCCUUGGACACGGUGAGAUGGGGCGGAUCUGCUCCACGCUGCGGAGACUGGCUGCCUUCUACAGUGCACACGACCUGAGCAGCUGGAAUCUGUAUGAGAAGAUGGACAGCCUGCUGACGUUCCGCCGGCACCAGGGCAGCCUGCCCACUGAGGUUGUGCACUGUGCCCUGCAGUGCACCUACUAUGCGCUCCUGUGGCAGAUCGUCGCCGCCACCGACCGGCUGCCGCCCCAGGAGGCGCUCCUGGACUUGAGGAAGAGGCUGCUGAGGUUCUGCCUGGUGUGCCGCGUGUACCUGAACCACCAGAGCAAGGUGCUGAGCGAGAAGGCCUUCAUCCUGCUGUGUGACCUGCUCCUCAUCCUCAGCCACCAGGGCCCUGAGGAGGACACGGGCCUGGGGCUGCUGUUCUUCGUCCCCGACCACGUCCUGCAGUGCAAGCUCCUCACCUUCGUCAAGGAGCACGUGUUCCUGGAGGAGGCCGGAGCUGCAGGGCCCGGCAGAGUUUACAAAGAGGAGGACGCGGACGAGCUGCACGAGCUGUUCCACCGGAGAAACAUGCUGGCCGUGUUCUGUAAGCUCGUCGUCUGCAACGUGCUGGAGAUGAGCGCGGCCGCCGACAUCUACCAGUUCUACCUGAAGCACUACCAUCACUUCGGGGACAUCAUCAAGGAGACCAUGACCCGGACGAGGCAGAACGACAGACUUCGCAACGCGCUGUCCCUGCUCCUGUGUCUGCAGCAGCUAUUCCAGAAGCACGUGGACACGUAUGGCAUGGGCUACGACCCCAUCGAGUUCAUCUGCGGCCCCUUCUACUCCAUCCGGCUGUUGGCACGCCGCUUUGCGCUCACCCUCGGCUUUGACCGUGCCCGUGACGCAGCCCACCUGAUCCACAGGCGUGGGCUGGCGUUUGCCUUUUCCGAGUCCCCCGUGCCUGAAGAGGAGGAGGCCCGGCAGAGGUUCCCCAACCUCAGCUUCCUGCUGGUUCUGGCCGAGUUCUCCUGCAAGAUCCCCCCUGCAGAGCGACAAGCCGCACUCACCCACUUCCAGGACUCCAUCCCCGAGGGCCUGCCAGUGUUUGGGGAAGGGGACAUGAACCCCAUGCUUGUCUAUCGCAAGUCCCUGAUAAGGACAGACUACGUGGCCCAGGGGGAGGACGAGCCCGCCGCCAACCCGUUUGACGCCAUCUGCAAAGACAGCAAGCGGCCCCAAGAGUUGCCCGUGGGGACGUGCUCCACCUGGACACCAGACACCCUGGCCAGCUGCAGUGCGGGGGACAGAGAGCCGAGAAAUUCCUCCAAGGGCCAGAAGUCCAAGAGGGACGUCUUCGAUGUCGACUUCCUGUCAUCGGAGGACUCUGAGAACUCGUCCAACGAAGACGUGGACGUGGAGGGCAUCUCCGUCCACGAGGGCGCGUCGGACUGAAGAGCCCUGUGGGACUCCGUCAGCAGUUUCAAGUUCCUCCUCGGUCGUUGACUUCUGGUCCUGGGCUUGGGGAGCCCGUGACGUCCAGGUGUGGGGCUGACCCAGGCCCCCAGGGCUCCAGACAGCAGUGACCCCUGCCUCCCGCACCUGCUCACUCCGGCCGCGUGUGAGGAGGGUCACAUGACUGUACGCCCCCCCCCCCCGGGGUGCCCCCCCCCCCCCCAACCCACCAGGUGCCUACCUGCCUGCGGCUUCUCUGACAACCACUGUGCUUGGCUGGAAGGUCCCGGAAUCUGACUCCCCUGCUGUGGACCAUGGUGCCGGCCCCCUUGGCGGGCGUGCUCCUGCAUGGCGUGGGUCUGGCCGGGCCGACAGCUCUUCCUUCCCCGGCUCAGGACCCCGCGGCUGGGUAAUUCCCGGCGUCAGGUGCCGAGAGCCCGUGGCCGGUGGUCAGCUCCACUCCGGCGCUGCGGACAAACUGGCUGCGUCUGGGCGGGCUGGGGUGGGACGCGCGUUGGCCGCCGAUCCCCGACAUGCAGGGGGGCCCCGUACCUCCGAUCCCGUGUCGGUGCCAAACCAGAGCUCUCUGGGCCAUGGUGUGGAGGGGGACGCCCCGAGUGGACACGGAGAGAGGCCGGGCUGCGGGGAGGACUCCUGCCGGUCAUGCACAGGCAAGAACGGGCCCAGGAGCUCGGGCCUGGGGGACCCUGUAUAGACCUGUUCUGUGUAGAUCCCGGCCUGGGGAGCUCAGGCCUGUGCAGGCCUGGGCCUGGCGCGUUGCCGUCCAGGAGGGACACCCGUGCCUCUGGCUGUCCCCUCCCCGGGACCGGGGCAGCUGCUGUGGGGAAGCAGAGCCCUUGAUGGUGGCCUCGAGAACACGGGUUGCCCGUGGGCAGGGCUCUGCAGGAGGGCCACCCUGCCAGACGCUCCGGGCCCCACGGCCCGUGACCCUCGGCUGGACUUGCCGCGCCCCAGAGCCGUGCGCACGGCAUGGUCUCCCGUGGUGUUGCUGCCGUCUGUCCCCAGUAGUGUCCCUGCCUGGCAUCUGUGCCAUUUGUGAUCUCUGUGUGCGUGUCUGUGUCGUGGGCCGGGCGAGCCAAGCCCCUCACAGAAAAUCCUUAAAUUCUUUAUUCGAAAAUACAGACGUGAGCUCGUAAAACGUUUUUAAACUGCUACACACACCAAAUAAAAGUUAACUUUA
This is a messenger RNA of Mustela lutreola (European mink), 5313 nucleotides long. Its product is annotated as cohesin subunit SA-2-like. The transcript has 33 exons. Bases 51 to 4112 code for a protein of 1353 amino acids. Gene Ontology annotation, biological process: sister chromatid cohesion. Lineage: Eukaryota; Metazoa; Chordata; Mammalia; Carnivora; Mustelidae. Gene Ontology annotation, cellular component: cohesin complex; nucleus; chromatin. Gene Ontology annotation, molecular function: chromatin binding. The record is from RefSeq and is a predicted model, not a curated record.